Molecule: messenger RNA, 2696 nt
Organism: Durusdinium trenchii
Lineage: Eukaryota; Dinophyceae; Suessiales; Symbiodiniaceae
Source: the annotation of a GenBank genome assembly
CAGCUUGAAGCCUCCAAGCCUCCAACACAAAGGAGAACUGACUCAGUGAAGUUAGAGUCUCAGAUACCAUGGGGCAGGACUUCGGAGUUUUCCACCAAUCUGGGAACUCAUUGGAAUGCCAAAAAAACUCUCUGUGUUUCACAUGCCCAAAGCCUAUCCACCAAAACCAAAAAAGCACCGGGUUCCUUUGAAGUGCACAAAAACAAUUCCUAUCUGGGUCAUUGCUUUUUGUCCACCAUGCCUGUGGCCCUCUUCCCACCGUCAGGAAGGUGCCUGAGAAGCUGCUCAGGCAGGUCUUGUCCUUCCCUGGCGGAAAGGAGAUUGGCGUCGAGCGAUUGGAGGUGGUGAGUCGCACCGUGGGGAGGAUGUGUGUUCAUCCUCCUGUGGUCGAGCACGCCCACGAUCUCAGCCCAUGUGCGUUUACCUUGAGUGGUCACCUGUGCCCCUUGGUCUGUGAGGCCGGCUUUGUACAUAGUGGAAGCCUGGCGUGCCAGGAUGGAGAAUGGUUGCGUCCUCACUGCGAAGAGAUCUCCUGUGACAAAAAGCCAGAUGUGGAGAAUGCCGAGGACCUCUCGCAUUGCGCCAACAGCGCCUCGGGGUCGCUGUGCGGCUUGGAGUGCCAGGCAGGCUAUCUCAGGACUGGUGACCUUGAAUGUCAUCGAGGUGCUUGGGUCGGAGGAGAAUGCCGUCCAAAACGCUGCAGGCAUGUGCCUCGUGUGCUGCAUGCGGACCAGCAUGCCCUGAGCCGGUGUCGCAACUUAGAAUCUGGCUCUGAAUGCACCUUGCAGUGUGAAGCCGGCUUUUUGCCCACAGGUACUGGGAAGCUGCAGUGUCAUUUGGGCAACUUCAGGUUGCAGAGUCUUUGUGAACCAGCAGCUUGUCACCAGAUGCCCAAGGUGCGGAACAGCGCUUCCAACCUGGCAGAGUGCAGUGGCCUGGAGCACAGCACCACCUGCGACUUCAAGUGCUCAGAUGGUUACCAGAAGGUCGGGAUGCUGCAAUGCUUCCACGGUCGCUUCACCUCCGCAAGGUGUGAGCCAGCAGACUGCAAGGAGCCACCCCAGAUCGAAGGCCUCUCUGAACACGAGGCUCUCCGCUGUGUGCCCCGCCGCUCGGGCCAAAGCUGCAACGCCACCUGCGACUUCCCCAUGCGGAUGCUGCCGAAGUUGAUCUGCAGUCAUGGCAAGUGGCCGGACGCCAAAUGUGUGCCUUACAGCAACCCUGGUGGGGAAGCUUGUCACAAGAGCCCCGUCCUGGAGCGAGCGGAGCAGUUGGAAUGCACGCAUGGACAGCAUGGGGAUGUAUGCGAGGCCUCCUGCAUUCGCGGAUAUGCCUUAAGCCGUCCAUUGAUGUGCUUGGACAGCCUUUGGUCUUCCUCCAGCUGUGAGCCCUUGUCCUGUGGUGCUCCGCCCACGAUUGCGCACAGCACUUGGCCGAAAUCCUCCUGUGAGGGCCAGGACCAUGGGUCUUUUUGCCCGCUCUAUUGUGAUCCUGGAUACUCCCCGGGUGGAUUGCCAUCCUUGCUUCCUGGAUCUUUAGAUCCCAAAAGCUUGCGCGAUCAGCUGGCGCGGCGGAGCCUUCGCUGCGUCGCGGGCGAAUGGCAAGGCCCCGGCUGCUUGGAGGCCGCUUGUGACCAGCCUCCCGUCAUUCGGAAGGCCACCCCGAAGUCGCUGAAGGCUUGCGCCUCCACGAGAUCUCGGAGCAUUUGCCGUUUUGACUGUGAAACGGGCUUCUUCGCCGCUGGCUUCCCUGAAUGCAUCAAGGGUGAUUGGACCUCGCUGGACUUGGCGGUUUGCGAGGAAGCUCCCUGCAUGGGUGUGCCAAAGGUGGCUCACGCCAAGGACACCACAGCUUGUGCAAAUCGGCAGUCUGGCCAGAUUUGCCCCAUCGAGUGCCAGGAAGGCUUUCAGUUGCUCACCGAGCUUCGCUGCUACAAGGGUGUGUGGCUGCCAACAGAGUGCGUGGCAUUUUGUUCAGUUCCCACAGAGGCCAUUGGUGGCGCCAUCAGCUUGAAGCAUUGUGCUGGCACUCCGGUGGGCAAGACCUGUGCGGUGGUUUGCCAGCCAGGGCUGCAUCCCGCAGGGCGCAUUGAAUGCUUGCCCGGAGGUCGCUGGAGCGAGUCCAGCUGCUUCGACCCUGCGGAGGAGCUCCUGCAUGAGGUGCUGCUGCGAGUAGAGGCCGAGGGUUUGGAAGACUUCCGCGACUUCUCGGAGGCCAACGAUGCUGAAGCCUUCGAGGUGGCGUGCGCGGCCUUUGAGAGGGUCCUGGCCGAGGAUUUGAAGGUGCCGAUCAGCCUAUUCUCUUCCAAUCUCACUGAAGACUCAGAGACUGGCCGUCAUCUCUAUUGGCUGGAGGUGAAAGUCUUGUGUAGUGAGAUCCAGGAGGUCAAGCCGCUGGUGGUCCGUGACGAUGCCAUGCCUGGCUUUGAGAUCUCUGGCUUGAGGGAGUUCUCGGAUUGUGACAAGAAGCUUCAGCAGCUCAAUCGGUCAAUUCACACACUGCAGGCAGAGACUUACCGCUCACAGCUUUGCAGCAGGCUAUGCAAGGAGAUCGAGGAGAUGAGCUGUGUGCCGGAGUGCGGUGACAGCGUCGUGGGCUUUAAUCUUUAUCCAAAGAGCUUGCAAAUGCAAGUGCUGGAGGAGGAAUCAAUCCGAGGCCUCAACCUGACCUCCAUUCAGAAAGCAUAUUUGAUCUGA